AUGAAAUUAGAAGAAAGUGGACGACGUAUUUUCACGCAAAACGGUGAAGUGAAAAUAAACAGAAUUAAUGUGAAUCAACGCAAUCUUCGAUACGUAUAUGAUUAUGUGACGACGGUGUUGGAGUUGAGUUGGGGUUGGAUUUCGACAUUUCUGACAGUGACAUUCGUCAUUUCUUGGUUAGUAUUCGCUGGAAUAUGGUUCGGUAUUAUGAAGAUUCAUCACGAUUUCGAAAGAGUUGAUCAUGUGCCAUGUGUCAAUGCGGUGGCAACAUUCACUGAAUGUUUACUUCUGUCAAUUGAGACUCAACAAACAAUCGGGUAUGGAUCACGUUCGGUAACUGAACAAUGUGCAAGUGGUGUUGUACUUCUGAUAGUUCAAACAUGUUUCGGUUUAAUUCUUCAAUCUCUUUGGGUGGGUACUUUUUAUAAGAAGUUUAUUCGACCGACGAAGCGUGGUCACACAUUACUUUGGUCCCGUCGGGUUGUCAUUAGUCUUCGUGAUAAGUAUUUAACUUUACAAGUUCGUCUCGGUGAGAUUCGAGACCAAUCGAUUUUACUCGAUGCUAAAAUUCGAAUGUAUUACAUCUCGAAAUCUACCUCUGAAGAAAAAAAGAAUGUAUCUUUGAAUUUUCUGGGUAUGAAUUUAGACAGUGAUACGAGCUCAAAUCGUACCUUGCUGAUAUGGCCAUCAAUUAUCGAGCAUCGAAUCGAUUCGAAAAGUCCAUUAUGGUGUCUAGAUAGAAAAAAAUUAGCAAAUAAUAAUUUUGAAUUAUUAGUAACGUUCGAAGAAAAAAUCGAAUCAACAGGCCUACUUACACAAACAAGACAUUCUUACACUCCCGACGACAUAGUUUGGGGAGCAAGAUUCGAACCAAUGAUUCGUAAUGAUCCAGGAGCUCCAUUGACUGUCGAUUACUCGAAAUUUGAUGCUCUCUAUUGCGAUACUUGUACCAAACCAUGUUCAGCGAGUGAACUGUAG
Rotaria socialis is the source of this 978-nucleotide messenger RNA. The record is from the annotation of a GenBank genome assembly. Lineage: Eukaryota; Metazoa; Rotifera; Eurotatoria; Philodinida; Philodinidae.